CUGGCACCAAAGUGACCCAGAGGCAGAGAAGAACUUCGGGGCAAUCCUUGGCUCCUGCUGCCAGCGAGCGAGUGGAGGGGUCCGGGGGCUGCACAUCUUUGACGAUGGCCUCUCUGGCAGCAGCCAAGGACUGGACCGACGGCGGUGGAGCGAUGGGCGCGGACGCCCAGAACCUGAGCGCGGCGCUAGCUGCGGGGGCCGCCCCGGGGACCCUGGAGGCGGAGUGGCUGCAACUGCUGGUCCAAGCCGGCAACCUCUCCUCCUCCCCCUCGGCGCUGGGACUGCCUGCGGUUUCCCCCGCACCCUCCCAGCCCCGAGCCAACCUCACCAACCAAUUUGUGCAGCCGUCCUGGCGCAUCGCGCUCUGGUCCCUGGCAUACGGAGUGGUGGUGGCCGUGGCCGUUUUCGGAAAUCUUAUCGUCAUCUGGAUCAUUCUAGCUCACAAGCGCAUGAGGACUGUCACCAACUACUUCCUCGUAAACCUGGCUUUCUCUGACGCCUCCAUGGCCGCCUUCAACACGUUGGUCAACUUCAUCUACGCUCUGCAUAGCGAGUGGUACUUUGGGGCCAACUACUGCCGCUUCCAGAACUUCUUUCCUAUAACGGCUGUGUUCGCCAGCAUUUACUCUAUGACGGCCAUUGCGGUGGACAGGUAUAUGGCCAUUAUUGAUCCUUUGAAACCCAGACUGUCUGCCACAGCUACCAAGAUUGUCAUUGGAGGCAUUUGGAUCCUGGCUUUUCUACUGGCCUUCCCUCAGUGUCUUUACUCCAAAACCAAGGUCAUGCCAGGCCGUACUCUCUGCUAUGUGCAGUGGCCAGAAGGUCCCAAACAACAUUUUACGUACCACAUCGUGGUCAUCAUCCUGGUGUACUGCUUCCCACUGCUCGUCAUGGGUAUCACAUACACCAUUGUUGGAAUCACUCUCUGGGGAGGAGAAAUCCCAGGAGACACCUGUGACAAGUAUCACGAGCAGCUCAAAGCCAAGAGAAAGGUUGUAAAAAUGAUGAUUAUUGUUGUGAUGACAUUUGCCAUCUGCUGGCUGCCCUAUCAUAUUUACUUCAUUCUCACUGCAAUCUAUCAACAAUUAAAUAGAUGGAAAUACAUCCAGCAGGUCUACCUGGGCAGCUUCUGGCUGGCAAUGAGCUCCACCAUGUACAAUCCCAUCAUCUACUGCUGUUUGAAUAAGAGAUUUCGAGCUGGCUUUAAGAGAGCAUUUCGCUGGUGUCCUUUCAUCAGAGUUUCUAGCUAUGAUGAACUAGAGCUCAAAACCACCAGAUUUCAUCCAACUCGGCAAAGCAGCCUGUACACAGUGACCAGGAUGGAGUCCAUGACAGUGGUGUUUGACGCUAACGAUGCGGACCACGCCAAGUCCAGUCGGAAGAAAAGGGCCCUUCCAGGAGACCCAAGCUUCAAUGGCUGCUCCAGCAGGAAUUCCAAAUCUGCCUCCACCACUUCAAGUUUCAUAAGCUCUCCCUAUACCUCUGUGGAUGAAUAUUCUUAAAUCUAUUUCCUGAGGGGAUAAGUUAGUGUACAGCCAUCAUGGUGCCACCUUAGGGCCCCAUCCCCCUGUUUAUCGGUCCCGUCCUACAUUUGUUCUGGAAACAGAAGUCAAUGUUUUAGGCAGCUAUGCUUAAAUUGAGAAAGGCAGCCUACAGGGUAUAAAUGUGAUGAAGGCACUAAUAUGCGAUACCCACCCCCCAAAAUAAGACGGGCUUUAAAUUU
This is a messenger RNA of Otolemur garnettii (small-eared galago), 1723 nucleotides long. It is a transcript of the gene TACR3, whose product is annotated as tachykinin receptor 3. The record is from RefSeq and is a predicted model, not a curated record. Gene Ontology annotation, biological process: G protein-coupled receptor signaling pathway; positive regulation of flagellated sperm motility. The transcript is spliced from 5 exons. Lineage: Eukaryota; Metazoa; Chordata; Mammalia; Primates; Galagidae. The coding region runs from base 105 to 1502 and encodes 465 amino acids. Gene Ontology annotation, molecular function: tachykinin receptor activity. Gene Ontology annotation, cellular component: plasma membrane; sperm midpiece.